Molecule: messenger RNA, 942 nt
Organism: Adineta ricciae
Lineage: Eukaryota; Metazoa; Rotifera; Eurotatoria; Adinetida; Adinetidae
Source: the annotation of a GenBank genome assembly
AUGCAUUCUCUUUCAUGUUACUUCUUACUUCAUCAUCAUUUCGAAGCAUUAACAAUAUCAUCUAACUACAUAUCAGCAUACUCAGGUAGUGUUAACAACGACAUUAUGAGUGACGAACGAGAAGGAACCGAUUCAAUAGACUCCGCUGAACCUCAGACUGAAAAUCUUUCAUCCGAUUCUACUAUAAAUCCUACCGAUGAAGAGAAUCAGUUUAUAUAUGACGAAGAUUCGGAACGACUUACUUGUGUUGGUUCAACUUUUGAUGAUAUUCCUCAAAGUAUAAUUGAUGCAUAUGCGAGUAGAGCCAAAAUUCUUGAUUUAAGUAAAAACCAUUUUCGAUCGCUUGGUUGUGUAAAGCAUUUUCCAAACCUCGAAGAACUUAUUCUCGACGACAAUCAACUCGAUGAUGUCCAUACACGAUUUCCUAAAUUACCAAACCUGCAAACGUUGACGUUGAAUAAAAAUCUUUUCCAAGAUAUUUACAAACUAGUUGAUCAAUUACGUCAAGCAUAUCCAACGUUGAUCUAUCUAUCCUUAUUAGGAAAUGAAGCUUGUCCAUACCGUAUCAGUUCUGUGUCUUCAAAUGGCGCUGAUCUCAGUCCAUUUGCGCAAGGUCGUUUAGAAGAAGAAUACCAACGAUAUCGACAUUUGUUGAUAUUUCGUAUCCCAACGUUGAAGUUUCUCGAUGCACGUGACAUCAAUGCAAAUGAGCGGCGAAUCGCCACACAGUUAGGCGAUAUAUUAUAUUCGAUAGCUGAGACGAAACAGUCACAGUCAAAUGCUGAUGAUGACGAUCAAAAGUCGUCGAAAAAGGACCUUUACUCACCAUUACCAUCAGCGACAAACCAAAGCCAAACUCGAACACUGUUUGGAAAAGUUCGGCAUACUUAUAAUGGAGAAGGCAGCCAAGGAAACAAGUUUUUACGAGAUGUUGAUCUAUAA